Molecule: messenger RNA, 3924 nt
Organism: Macrobrachium nipponense
Lineage: Eukaryota; Metazoa; Arthropoda; Malacostraca; Decapoda; Palaemonidae
Product: 5-hydroxytryptamine receptor-like
Biological process (GO): G protein-coupled dopamine receptor signaling pathway; adenylate cyclase-activating adrenergic receptor signaling pathway
Cellular component (GO): plasma membrane
Molecular function (GO): G protein-coupled receptor activity; dopamine neurotransmitter receptor activity, coupled via Gs
Source: RefSeq, a predicted model, not a curated record
UGCAGUUGGCGCGUAGACAGUAAAUGGGCUCAGGACGUGGCCCGCUGAAGUCUGGAGACUGGCAGUAACUUCUUGGAGAGUUGAUCCCAAACCGCGGCAGCAGACGAAGGACUUCUCCUGAAGAAGAAGAAGAAGAAGCAGAAGAAAGAAGCCCUACAAAAAGGGGGAAGAAGGGACAAACGCCUUCUGGCCUUUCACACGCUUGCAAAAUGGGCAGAGAAAACACGACGUCUGAUGACUGGAAUUACACCCUCCCAAACCUCUUAGAAAUCCUGGACGGACUCUUGGAUGGGGGACAACCCCACAACAACCCAAUACUUCAGGACCCAAACAAAGCAACGGAGCUUCCAGCCACGACUCUCUGGAAUGGCGGAGGAGGCGCUGCUGGUGCUGGAGGAGGAGGAGGAGGAGGCGGAGGACUCGGGGUGGGGCCCCUCUCUUCCCCGGAGCCUUCGACCACCACAACCCCGCCGCCCAUCAACAAGCCUAUGUUCGCCCUCAACUUCACCAUAAGGACGACCGUCGAAGCUCUCCUGAAAACCAGAGCCAACCUGUCGGUCUUGGACCCGCUCAGAUCGGGACCCGGGGGAGCCUUGGACAUGGACCUGGAAGCCACCAACAGGAUGGGCACGCUGGACAUCCUGGAUCCUUCCGCCGCCGCGGCUUCCGCCUCGACGACCAACGACGUCCUGCUGACCGGCAACGACUCGCUGGUCACUCUGGACGACGCGUUCUGGUUGUCGUCCAAUGACUCCAGGAACCUGACUCAGGCGUUCGGCAACGACACCAUGGACGGGCCCAUCGUCGACACCGUCGGGAUGGUCAUCACUUCCGUCAUCCUCGGGAUCAUGAUCCUCACGACCGUCAUAGGAAACGUUUUCGUCAUCGCCGCCAUCUUACUGGAGCGGAACCUCCAGCAGGUGGCCAAUUUUCUAAUCGUCUCCCUGGCUGUGGCAGACCUCAUGGUGGCCUGUCUGGUCAUGCCCCUAGGAGCCGUGUACGAGAUCAGCAAAGAAUGGCUCCUGGGCCCAGAGCUCUGUGACAUGUGGACAUCUAGCGACGUCCUUUGCUGUACAGCGUCGAUAUUGCACCUGGUGGCAAUAGCUUUAGACAGGUACUGGGCGGUGACCCAAGUGGAUUACAUCCACUCCCGCAACGGCACCCGGAUAGGGACGAUGAUCCUGAUGGUGUGGCUGACGGCGGUGGUGGUGUCCAUAGCGCCCCUCUUCGGCUGGAAGGACCCGGACUUUCUGGUCCGGGUCAACGAGCACAAGAAGUGCCUGGUGUCGCAAGACCUGGCGUACCAGGUCUUCGCCACCAUGGCCACCUUCUACGUCCCUCUCACGGCUAUCCUCAUCCUCUACUGGAAGAUCUUCCAGGCAGCCCGCAAGAGGAUCCACAACAGGCCAGGUGACAAGAAGGAAUCCAAGAAGAAGAAAGCUAAUAAUAAUAAGAAGUCUAAGACUCCCAGAAGCGGAGACAAGCCCAACGGCAUCACGGAGCACCAAACGACAGUCUUCACGACCCACAGCGGGUCUCCAGACAAGUCCUCCAACAACGGGGCGGUCUCCGUCUCGUCCCACGUCAGCGAGGUCUCCCGACUGGAGAUUAUCCCGAAGGAGCCGCCGAAGAAAACCAAAAAGGAGACCCUCGAAGCCAAGCGGGAGAAGAAGGCCGCCAAGACCCUGGCCAUCAUCACGGGCGCCUUCGUGGUAUGUUGGCUGCCGUUCUUCGUCACCGCCCUCCUCAUGCCCAUCUGCCACGGGUGCUACUUCUCCGACAUCAUGUUCUCCAUCUUCCUGUGGCUGGGGUACUUCAACUCCACCUUGAACCCCAUCAUCUACACCAUCUUCAGCCCCGAGUUCCGCGAGGCCUUCAAGCGGAUUCUCUUCGGCCGCAAGAACCAAAGAUAUAGACCUGGCAAAGUUCAUUGAGGUCGCCGAGAGUGGCGGCGGCGGCGGACGCCCGCCUUGGGGAACUCUAGUGACAAUGGUACUGAACAGACAGACUCGGAAUACCCACAUACAGAUAGUCUUUGGUGCAUAAUAAAUCAACAAAACCGGUUGAGAAGGACCAAAUGCAGUUAUUAUUUAUUGUUGUAUCUAUGUACAUUUUAAUUUAUGGUGCAUCUGCUUGGCUAGAUGGAUGAAAUCCUAUGGGUGUUAAUAGAUAGAGACCUUACGUCAUAGUGGACUGUUAACCAUAAACGCGACGUCAGUGACACAUCCCGAUAAAUCAACGUGUUUCCUUUGUCCCGUUUCAAAUCCAGACAUGAGCGCUUGACAACACGAACCGAUUAUAUUACUGACUAUUGAAGGUGUUGCGGUGUCAGUCAAUUUCGACCAGAAAAGGAAAGAAAGGCUAAAAUGGUAGAGAGGAAGAAAAGGGAAUGAAAGUGUGGUUAGUGUUUUCUGUGAGUCAUAGAAACAACAGUGAAAAAAUCGAGGUAUUAAUAUAGAAAAUAAAAUCUAAAAAAAGAGUUGCUUCUGAAUAGUGUGCUACCAGGUGUGUUGCCCUAAGCCUUUCUGAUGACAUUGAUACUUCACAAACUAUCGAAAGUUCAAUGAAACGAAACAAAAAAAAUUUAAUGGGAAAAUAGGAAAAAGCCAGGUAUAUAUUUGAUCAUUAUAAGAGUAUAUAUUUAUGUCAAGACCAAAUGAUUAGCGUGUUCAUUUAAAGACACUGUAACAUGGGUGAGGAAGUAAUUUUAGAUAGAUCGAGUCAAAACCGUAUAGUAUAUUAUAUAUGUUUCGAGUUUAUAUGUAUGUGAAUCUGGGUAUCGUAAUGUUAAAUGGAGAUGCUUGCAAAUGACGGUCGUUGAAUUGGUCGUACUUUCUUAUUUUUAUUAGUAAUAGAUUAAACUUAAUACAAGGGAAAACCAUAAUAAAAAAACAUAUUUGAUAAUCAAUACAUAAAUCUAAAAAAACAAACUCGGAUUUCAGCCAAAGACCUAAGUACUACGAAUAAUUUCGAAUUACAUGAUGCAUCAUCUUUGACCAAAUACCAGUUACCGACUAAAAAAAUAUAAUCGGCACAGCAAACCUCAAUAUUGUUCACCCAUCUGAAAUAAGUAUAUUUGAGCAAUUACAGUACCUUAGACAUUUUACCCUCAUGAAAAUACAUUCGUAAGGACACCACAGAUUCUCCUUCAUAAAAAACCAAUAGGUACUCUUAAUAACAUAAAUACAGAGUCUUCUUCAUAACAAACUAAUACCCAUAAUAACAUAAAUACAGAUUCUUCUUCAUAAAAAAAACCAAUACUCUUAAUAACAUAAAUAUAGAUUUUUCUUAACAAACUAAUACUCUUAAUAGCAUAAAUACAGAUUCUUCUUCAUAACAAACCGAUACUCUUAAUAACAUAAAUACGGAUUCUUCUUCAUAACAAACCGAUACUCUUAAUAACAUAUAGACAGAUUCUUCUUCGUAACAUACUAAUACUCUUAAUAAAAUAAAUGCAGACUCUUCUUCAUAACAAACCAAUACUCUUAAUAGCAUAAAAAGUCUUAAAGACAAAAUAAAACAAUAAAAGAAAAACUGAAGCAAAGGGAGCGGGUCCCUGCUAGCCAAUAACAGCCUCCCGCAAAGCGAAAAUGAGCGAGUGAUUCGGACCGUCUCUCGCCGGGAAAAAAUUGGCCAAACUUGAAAUUUCACCCCGGGGCUAAUAUUGGGCGUGAAUAGGAAUCCUUGGGCAAAUAAAGCCCGGUCAAACAAUGAAGAGCGAAUUUCCUCCGCCAAUCUCCGGAGGAAGAUUUAAUUCCCUUCAAGACGACGAUGAUUUAUUGACUUCUCGAUCGACUCCACCGGCGGCGCUUCCACUGCUAAAGAUAAUAUUUAGACACCGGAAGGAGGAGGUGAUGAGGUGAAGACACACACACACACACACACACACAAAAGGCAAAAUUGGGAGACAGACCUACAUCUAUA